This is a messenger RNA of Adineta steineri, 978 nucleotides long. The record is from the annotation of a GenBank genome assembly. NCBI's taxonomy places the organism in Eukaryota, Metazoa, Rotifera, Eurotatoria, Adinetida, Adinetidae.
AUGAUUUACCUAGCUCUAACUUUUCUUUUAACAUUAAUAACUAAUUGCCAAACAUCGAAUGUUGUUCACCUUGAAAAUUGUACAUAUUCAUUGGAUCUUUAUAAAGAAUAUUUAAAUGUUCUUUGGUCAUCAAAUGAUUCUCGAACAUUACACAUUCAAGCUAUUUAUUCUUUACCAUUAAAUAAAACCUUAAUUCCUGGUCAUAUUUACAUAUAUUCAUCUCAAUCACUUGCUUUAAUACCAUUAUUUGUUCAAUGUAAAUUACCGAAAAAUCUUUCUUUUAAAUCUUAUCUCCCAUUUACACAAUGUUCAUCAACAAUAACAAAUUUUUCAUCGAAAAAAAAUUACGAAUCAACACGAACAAAUCUUAAUCAUAAAUCAAUUUUAUCUAUGAUAAAUGUUCCAUUACUUUAUAUUGGUGAACAUUAUCUUAUAUUAUCAAAUUGUUCAUUUGAAUUCAAUUCUACAACUUAUCGUUUACAAUCGAAUGAAAUUUUUACAUUUCGUAUUAUCUAUGAAAGUCCAAUAUCAACGAAUUGUUAUUCAUGUAAUAGACGUACAUCGAUAUGUUAUGAUAAAAUAUGUCAAUGUCGAACUGGUACAAUACCAUUAAAACUCUAUGAAAAUAAUCAAUUUUGUAUUGAUAUAACAAGAAAUUGUACAUUAGAUUCUCAACGUUGUUUAUAUUCCAAAACAAUUAAAACAAAUCGUUUCAAUGAAUUUAUAUUAAUAUUAAUUGUAUUAAUAAGUCUUGUUAUGAUUUUAUUUGUCUCAUUAAUAUGGUAUUUAUGUCGUAACAGACGAGUAAAGAAAAAAGAAUUUUUAUCAUCGAAUCAAUCCAUAUUUACAAUUGAUCAUCAUGAACGAACACCAUCAACAAUAUCAACAAUAGAUUCAAUAAAAUUAUCUAUUGAAAAUGAAUAUCCAAAAAUAAUUGGAGAAGAAAAUAAUGGUGAAACAAUUUUUAUUUUAGCAUAA